Molecule: messenger RNA, 1782 nt
Organism: Cylindrotheca closterium
Lineage: Eukaryota; Bacillariophyta; Bacillariophyceae; Bacillariales; Bacillariaceae
Source: the annotation of a GenBank genome assembly
AUGCAACGAAGACAGUCCACACCAGUGCUGCCUUCUGAAUUGCCUAUCAGUCCGGUUGGUUUGGAGGAAGAAAUUACGGAUGACGAUAUUUACAAUGCUUUUGGAAUUGAGUUUGGCUUUGAGGGACUGGAAGCGGAUGACGCCAAAAGUUCCAAAAGCAAGAAAAAGAAGCCGUCUUCCAAGAAGAAGGCAAAGCAACGUGCCAGUGAACCAGUCAUCAAGAGUCUCAAAUCACCCAAAACGCCCAAGAAAGCUAGCAUUAAGAAGGAAGGAUCCAAAAAAGGCAGCGAUCUCAAGGUUCCGAAAACACCCAAAUCACCCAAGACACCCAAGACACCCAAGACACCCAAAACACAAAGGGCAAGAAUAUCUAUGGCAGAAUUCGAAGCACUCACACUUUCUGCCAAAGCCAAUCAGGAGGAAUUGGCAAAAUUAAAGGCAGAAGAAGUGGCCGCUGCCGCCAAACUUAAGGAGCAGGAAGAAGCCAGACGCAAGGCAGAAGAAGAAGCUGCUGCCAUCAAAUUGCAACUCCAAGAAGAAGAAGCAAAACGGCAGGCUGCUGAAGAAGAACGACUGCGUGCUGACGAAGAAGCAAAACAAAAGGCAGAAGACGCGGAGCGACUACGUGCUGAAGAAGAAGCCAAACGCAAUGCCGAACUAGAAGCCGAACGUGAACGUCUCAAGGAACAACAGGAAUUGCUAGUGCAAGAAAAAGCAGAACUUGCUCGUCUGAGACAGGCUGAACAAAACCGACUGGAAAAGGAACGAGCCGAGCUUCAACGACAAAGGGAAGAAGAAGAGAAACGAUUGGCCCAGGAACGUGCCGACCUAGAACGUCGCCGAAAGGAGGAGGAAGAGCAACUCAAGAGGGACAAGGAAGACCAAGCCCGUCAAUUGAGAGAAGAUAAGGAUAUUAUUAAGGCCGAGAAGGAAGCAGAGAAGGCCCGACUGAUGAAUGAAAAACUAGAAAAGCAACGCUUGGCCCAGGAAGAAAAGGCUCGACAGAAGUCUGAAAAGCAAGAACGCGAACGUCUAUUAAAAGAAGAAAAGGCCAGAAUCAAGGCCGAGAAGGAUGCCGAGAAGGCACGCAUCAAGGCCGAAAAAGAAAUUGAAAAGGCUAGAAUUAAGGCAGAAAAGGAAGCUGAAAAGGCCCGCAUCAAGGCCGAGAAAGAGGAACGAGAACGCAUCGCUAAGGAAGAAAAGGAAGCUGAAAAGCAACGCAAACUGGAAGAAUCAGAACGAAAGACUGCCGAAGAAGCUCGUAUAGCCGCAGAACAAGCCCGGAUCAAAGCGGAAGAACAAGAGCGCUUGCAGGCGAGUACAGAAACCAAACAGUUCAAAGAAGAACGUGAGCGAUUCGAACGCGAGCGCAAGGAUUUUGAGCGUCAAAAGAGAGAAGAAGAAGUCCGCCUGAAGCGAGAGGCAGAGAUUCUGGCAGCAGAUUCCGAGGCCCAUGCUGCACGUCUAAGGGAAGAAGAAGCACAAAGACUUGCCGAGUUGGAAGAAGAAAAAAAGAGAUUAGAGCAAGAACGAUUGGCUCAACUGAGAAAGGAAGAAGAACUGGCCGAACGAGAACGAAAAGAACAGGAACGGACUGCCGAGACAGAGGCAGAAGAACGGGCACGAAGAAAGCGAGAAUCCUGGAUGCGAAAGCAGGAAAGUCGGAAAAAGUUGGAGGACGAAGCGGAAGCAAAUCACAAAAAUAAAGCUGAUGGUCGUGUAUCAAUAAAAAAGAAUGAUCGACAGUUCGCCUCCUCUGGAUGGAACAAAGUUGUGAGAUAA